ACCGCCUCACUCGCACUCACACUCAGUCCUGUGACUGACACUACUCGAUCAUUGUGGGUUGCAAUCGACUUGUUUGCCCACUCAUGUCUCACAGCUACAGAGCUGAUGCAGCGUACACACCACACCCUGACUCCACACUCGCGCCUUCUCCUAUUCACUCCAUCCAAGUCCGUCAUCUCGCUCUCAACCGCUUCCCUCUGCUGAUUAGGCAGCAUGGGUAGUCGACGAGCUCUCAGAAAGCGAUCUGUGGCCCUAGCAGCACUUGCGCUGUUGCUCACUCAGCAACACGCUCUCGCCCAUGCCACGUCCUCGAGUGGAGCAUCAACAAGCGCAACUUCCACAUCUGCUACCUCAUCAUCGUCAUCCUUCGCCACUCGUUUCUCAUCUGCUAUCCUGCGCGGAGCUGGUCGAUGGAUGGAGAUCAUUUUUCCAUCCGAUCCCAGCUACCUGCCCAGCUUCGUCGAUGGAUCCUUCGAGUCGACUUUUCACCUGCCCACCGACGAUGAGAAUGCAACGCCUGGCGGUGGUCUCUUUGGUGAUGGAGAUACCACAUUCGCCUGGGGCGGCAGCACCCUCGAGGUUGUGAAAACGCAAGCUCGCUACGUAACACGCCCUGCAGCUUUUGGUCCUCACAUCACUGCAGACGAAGGGCAGCGUGGCUCGCUGCUGCCCAUCUCGGACUUUUAUCUAAAGCCCGCAGCGCAGGCUGCCACCAAGGAGCCCUGGAACGCCGACGUGGCAUGCCCUUACCGAGGGGGGCCGGGCUGGAAGGAAGGCGAGGAUGGAACCGAUCUUGGUCGUCUGAGCGACUCUGACGAUUCUGAUCUAGCUGUGCAAGGAGUUGCAGUAAUAAACGCUUCUCCUGCUAUCCCUGUCCGGCCACCUUCCGACUGGGUUGCGCUCGUGGAGCGUGGAGGCGGCUGUUCCUUUGCCGCCAAAGUGCGCGUCAGUCAAGCACUAGGAGCCAAAGCAGUGGUUGUCGGUGACGCUCCUUCAGCCUCUUGGAGGCCUUCACCUGGCGGAUCUGAUGCCGAAGAUCCAGGCUUGGCCGGUAGACUGCUGACGAUGUUUGCGCCCGGCGACACUUCCGACAUUCGCAUUCCGAGCACUUUCAUCACUCGGCCGAGCUACGUCGACUUGCGAAGACUGGUAGAAGAGCUGGCGCGAGAGCAGCACAAGAAACGCGAAUGGUGCCUGAAGCAUGCCGAUCAGUGCCACACUCCGGAGGGAGGCAAAGGUCCAAGAAGCAAAGGGUUAGAUAUCAUCCUGGGCCGAGACGACAUCAUGUGGGAAUGGCCGCUCAUUGAUCUAGCAUUGAUGUUGCUGCUCUUGCCAUCUUUCAUGACGAUCCUCACCGUCAUUGUGCACCGCAUUCGGCUUGCACGACAGAGAAAGAAAGACAGAGCUCCCGAGGUUGUGGUGCUCUCCUUGCCUUGCCUCAUCUGGCGUGCCAACGGUCAGCCCUGGGAGAAGGUGGAGGGGAACGAUUCGGAUUUGCCCAUUUCAAAUGCCUCGCCCGGCCAAGCCUCUGCUUCGGCGUCCUCUUCUGCUGCCGCUGCGCCUUCUGUUGUCUCUCCGCCGACUUCCGCUCGUCAGACCGACGAAGAAGCUGGCCCUAGCGAUCCUGCGCGGACGACUGUCGUAACCCCAUUGGCAGAGAGAGCGCACGCCACUGCGAGUGCAGCAGCAUCGGCUCCGAACCCAUCCCAUGCUCACUUACCUCCCGGGAGGUCAUAUUACAGCUGCGACGAAUGCGCCAUCUGUCUUGACAAUUUUGUCGAUGGAGAUCAAGUCAGAGUGUUGCCCUGCGGACACAUCUUUCAUCGGAGCGAGAUCGACGAUUGGCUCGUGCGCAUACGCAAGGUCUGUCCAAUAUGUAAGCGGGAUGUGACGGUGCCGGUACCUCCUGCUCCACCUGCGGGCUCUGUCGUUGCUUCUCCCUCCAUCGAUCCGACGCAAGGCACAGCGCAAGAGACUCCUGCACUGGCGACUCAGCCACUUAUCGACGCGCGCACCGCGCCUGAGCAGCGACCGUCUAGCGCAACUUCAGGGGCUCUGUCCGUCCCUACGGAGAGCACGCCGCUCCUGGGCAGCUCUGGUCAGCCAGAGGCCAGAUCGUAAUCCUUUGCUUUGACUUGCGCACUCCAUCCUGUUUGUUUGUGUAAUAUACGCGCUCCUGCAUCUUUGAUCCACUCUUCAACUUCCCAGCCAAGUUUGCAGUACCUUCGCUGGCCGAGUGCCGGUAGUCCCACCACCUAUCAAUUCAGAUCUCGUCACCACGUUCU
Ceraceosorus guamensis is the source of this 2285-nucleotide messenger RNA. RefSeq lists its product as hypothetical. The record is from RefSeq and is a predicted model, not a curated record. The transcript has 3 exons. Bases 214 to 2121 code for a protein of 635 amino acids. Lineage: Eukaryota; Fungi; Basidiomycota; Exobasidiomycetes; Ceraceosorales; Ceraceosoraceae.